Messenger RNA from Adineta steineri, 1107 nucleotides. The record is from the annotation of a GenBank genome assembly. Lineage: Eukaryota; Metazoa; Rotifera; Eurotatoria; Adinetida; Adinetidae.
AUGAGUAACGUCUAUAAAAUUGAAAAUCUUGAAAGUCUUUUACAAUGUGCAAUUUGCCUUGAUCGGUUUCAAUCACCAAAAGUUCUUGUUUGUCAACAUACAUUUUGUUUAACAUGUCUAAACAGCACAUAUAAUGUACAACAGAAAACUUUAACAUGUCCAACAUGUCGAAAAACAGUGAGUUUAAGUCGUGGACCAGAUGAAUUACCUAAUAAUCUUUUAUUAAAUAAUUUAAUGGAAGUUCAACCUGUUAAAGCAAAAUGUCCUUGUUGUAAUAAAGUAGAAACAUUAACUAUUUGUGAACAUUGUAAUUGCACGAAAUGUACGAAUUGUAAUGAAAAACAUAUUAAUGAUAUGAGACAAUCAGUAAAAACAAUACUUGAUGAAUUACAGAAUACAAGUCCAAAUGAUUUAAAAGUAUCCGUUCAAGAUGCUUUUAAAAAUAUAAAAAGCGAAAUCUAUAAUCAAUUUCAAAAUAUUCGACAACAACAUGAUUCAAUUCUACUAACGAAACAAAUGGAUAUACUUAAACAACUUGAACUUCAUGAACAAAAUUUAUUAACUCAUGUUGAAAACGAUCUUCAAACUCUCGAACAAUCUAAACUUGAAUUAACGAAAAAAAAUUAUCAUAUUGAAAGUAAAAGCGAACCGGAACUAAUUGAUUUAUUAAAAAAAGCAUCUGAUAUUCAAACAAAUUUAACUGAUAAACUCGCCCAGCAUCAUAAAUAUUUAGAUUCUGUGGAAAUAUCUUUACAAUAUGAUCAAGAUCGAAUUAAUCAAAUUAAUCAAAUGUGUGACAAUAUUCAAUUAAAUAUCGUUACUAUAAAUGAUAGUAAAUCUAAUCAACAAACGAAAUUAUCUAUUCCAUCCGAAUUAAUUUGUCUAACUUUACGAACAUUUCUUAAUCAAGAAUAUCGAUUUCGUAUAACAUUAGAUAAAACAAUAUAUGAAUUAAAAGAAUUGUUUGGUAAACAAGAAAAUCUCGAUCCAAGACAUAUAACAUUAACAAAAACUGGUAAUUAUUUCGAUGAACUUGAUGAUAAUCGAACAUUAAAAUCAUACGAUUGCGAUUCAUCAACUGCUCUUAUGAUUUGUAUUCGAAAAUAA